AUGUCAUUUGGAACGGCUUGGGAUCCCCAUUUUGGUGGCGUGGACCGUGAUGCAGCUUUCCAGGUGUUAGACGCAUACUUUGCGGCGGGUGGAAACUUUCUUGACUGCGCUAAUAGCUAUACUGAUGAACAAUCUGAAACGAUUGUCGGCGAGUGGUUACAAGAUAGAGGGGUUCGAGACCGUAUGGUCAUCGCCACAAAAUUCACCCUGGAUUACAAGUUCCACCAACAUGGAAAGAACCAGGUUGUCAACUACGGUGGCAACUCCAAAGUAUCCAUGCAUCUAAGCUUGCGAGAUAGCUUAAAGAAGUUACAAACGGACUGGAUUGACAUAUUUUACCUCCAUUCAUGGGACUACACCAGCGAUAUUGCAAGCAUUAUGGAUGCUUUACAUCUCUUGGUGCAGCAAGGCAAGGUUUUGUACCUGGGGAUCUCAAAUGCGCUUGCUUGGGUCGUAUCAGCAGCAAACACAUAUGCUAAAGCUCAAGGGAAGACUCCAUUCUCUGUGUAUCAAGGCAUGUACAAUGUCACCCAACGCGACCUGGAGAAUGACAUUAUACCAAUGUCUCAAGCUAUGGGACUGGGAGUUACCGCUUUUGGGGUGCUGGCAUCAGGAAAGUUGAAAAACAAGUCGGCCAUUGCGGAGCGAAAGCGGUUGGGCAGAGAAGUAUUUCGACUUCUCCAAUCACAAUCCCCCGCAGAAGAGAAUGCCUGCAAAGCCCUGGAAGCUAUCGCGGAAGAAUUAAAGGCCAACGCAGAAACUGUUGCAAUUGCUUGGACGAUGGCAAAGUUCCCCUACGUCUUCCCAACAAUUGGAAUUCGUGAACCAGAACAAUUACAGGACGUAAUGAAGGCAAUAUCGCUUCGACUCACUCCGGAACACAUCACGCUGCUGGAGAACUCGUGUCCAUUGACGAAACCAUACCCGCAUUCUGUUCUUGGAGGAGACGCUGCACAGACUGGAAAGUUGAUGGCAGCAUUGGCUACACCGGCCACGGCGGACAUUGUAAAAACGAGCAAACCCAUUGGUUAUGAGUGA
Messenger RNA from Pochonia chlamydosporia 170, 1038 nucleotides. RefSeq names its product aryl-alcohol dehydrogenase protein. NCBI's taxonomy places the organism in Eukaryota, Fungi, Ascomycota, Sordariomycetes, Hypocreales, Clavicipitaceae. Bases 1 to 1038 code for a protein of 345 amino acids. The record is from RefSeq and is a predicted model, not a curated record. The transcript has a single exon.